Messenger RNA from Haemonchus placei, 1557 nucleotides. The record is from the annotation of a GenBank genome assembly. NCBI's taxonomy places the organism in Eukaryota, Metazoa, Nematoda, Chromadorea, Rhabditida, Trichostrongylidae.
AUGGCGGAGGAUUUCGAGGAUGCGGGCCAACGGUACACUUUCCUCCUCCGGCCAGUGAAGGAUUUAGGGAAAAAUUUCGAAACCAACAUUGCAAAGGAACUUGACGACUAUUGCGAACGGCUUCGUAGUGUUUCCGAUGAUGCGCAUGAGGGCGUUGACAACCAGCAUAGGUUCAACUUCGCUGAAGCAGCGAUGCUCAUUCAAGGCUCGGCGUAUGUUUUCGGCAAAAAAGUUGACUACGUCCACUCCCAGGCAAUCCAUUUCUUCGAAGCGUUGCAACCACAGAAGACUAAGAAGAAGAAAAAGAAGAAAGGAGAAGAGGAGGAAGAUGAAGGAUUCGUUGAGGGCGACGCCACUAGUAUUGACCCAUGUGAUUUGCAAGACGCCAGCAAGGUGAAAGCUUGUAAAGAAAGCUCUCUACUCAGGAAUUUCGAAAAAAGUAAAUAUAAGGGACAUCCGCCUAAAAUCAAAGUGAUGCCAAUGUCAUUAAUGCCAUUGGCGGACAACGAGAAAAAUGGAGUACUGAUCUAUUCUACCGGUUACCGUAUGGAAAUUGUGGGUAAAAUGGACGACUUCAAAAUGAACGCUGGUUUCCUGAACAGUAGGGGUGUACUAUUGCUGCAAUUGGCUGAUAAUAAAAUUGUUGAUGAGUUUGCUAGUGAAGCAUUCCUUCGAAUGUGGCAUCCAUAUCUCUUCAAUCCUGACGGAACCUUCGUAGCAAAACCAUGCGGUGCCCAUUAUCGUGCUGUAAUGGAAUGUUUGAAAAGACGUCUCACACAGUCUAAUGCUCCUAGUUCAGGAAGAGGGACUCUUACAGGCGAUUCUGGAUCUGAUCAUGGCCGGAUACCUAGUGCUCUGGAGAUUGGGCGGGCAUCUAGUGCUAUGGAGGUUGCUCGUCGUGGAACAACUGGCACUUUCAACGAUUUACAAUCUGCUAGACCAAGUACGCGAUUGCUAGAGGCACCGGAAAUAGAGUCGCAAAAAGCGAACCAGAUUCCGGAGGGUGGCGAAGAUUUUGAUAGUUUCGAUGGUGGAAUGGAUUGUGGAGACUUCUCAUUACCUGUGCCAUCUGUGCCAUGUGAGAAGCGUGCAUCUCGUUCGCAGCAACCUUGUGUCAUGCCGUGGGAGAUCAACGAGAACGAAGCCGAAGAGGAUUGUACACAAAAGCUACUGUUGGAUCCAUUCGAUACCGUCAAGUGGAAAACGAAGGCAAUAGAGAAAAUCGAGCGAUUUAAGGAAAAGAACAUGACCUUCCAAAAGCGCACAAUGAGGACCAACGAGUAUGUCAAAGAACACUUCUUCAUGCGGAAAAAGGUUAAAAAGUGUAAAGAAGACGAUUGGCAAUCUGAAGCCCUCUAUCGCUUUAUCGUUGCCGUUAUGAAAAAACGAGCUGAAGCUAAGCGCGAGAAGCGGAAAGCAAAGGUGAAUCCAAUGACUGAAGGUUGGUGGUGUGGUAGCGUUAUUUUCGACUCUCUUCGUGUACUCGCCGUAGAAUUUCUCUUGAUCGUUUUAGCUUUCAGUUCAGCCGUGAUGCUGUUAUAUCUUUUUGUGUUUUAA